AUGCCUCCAAAAGAUCUCAGCUUUGGACGCCUUUGCGCUGGAUGUUAUGAAGCCAAUGCUUCUAUCCUCACGAAAUACCCUUGUCCGGAGCAGACGCUACCCAUCAUCUUAAGCUCCUACUUCGAAACCAAAGGCAGAUUCAAGUCACGAAGAUUCAUUGCCAUCGAUUUCACCAAUUGGAAUAACAAACGAUGCAGACUCACGAUUCCAGCCAAGGCGGCUCUGUUCAAUUUACUAACCGACGAAACGGUCUACAUCGCGUUGCACGACUUGGAGAAGCAUGGCAAGAUUACGCUGUACGUCGCAACUGAAGCUAGCGUCGCUAGCAAUUUUUCGAGUUACGCUUGUAUUGAUACCAAAACUCAAGGAGUCGAUUUGAUGGAAACCCCACCACCAAUUGUCAGGCUCGAGCCAAUAAACCUUCGUGAUGUUACCAAUAAUUUGAUCAUUCUUCGCGAGUGCACGAAUUCGUCUGAGGACCUGCUUGCGUUCUUUCAGGAUAUUGAGAGGGCUUCUGAUCAAAUCCAAGUUGUGCAAAAAGCCCUGGCUCCUCGUACGUGGGACCCUGAACCAGAACGUACGGCUCUCCAGCAAGAUAUCCGACAAGAGCAACGUAACCCCACAAAGAAAAAUCAAAUCGGCUCUAAGAUGUCUAGAUCACCAUUACGAAAUGAUAAAAGAGCCACAGACUUCAGCAGUGAAUCUGAUUCGAACCUGGCUUCAACCCCCAAGAAGCCGUCGCGCACUAGACCACCCAGGAAAAGACGAUCUCUAGGACUAGGAAAUAAACCAUAUUUUUCGCAAGAAGCAAGUCAUGAAACCAACGAUAAUCGAACCGGUGAAACUCAGCGCCAAGGUUCUAAUGUGAAAAUGAAGGUGGGUCAAAAUUCCAGAGGACGUGGUAAUAGCUUCUCUGGACGAGGGUCAAGAGCUGGGAAAGGAUGUCGUGGUGGAAAACGGGGUAAUUCGAAUAAAAGAAUUGUAUCUGGACCAGCUUAUGGAAAGCCAGCUGCUAAGAUCGAAACCUUUGAAGAUCUUAAUCCAGGAAACAGAAGAACUAGUCUCGAAGCCAGAAGAACUAGUGCCGCACAAUCGACCAACAAUACCAAUCACCAAUCUGCCUUGACUGACCAACCACCGCCUGAGAUCGAGAACUUGAAUACCGGGGGCAAUCGAGGAGGCUUUCAUCGAGGAGGCUCUCAACGUGGAAAUACUCAACGUGAAGACGUUCAACGAGGAAAUAUCCAACGAGGAAACGCUCAGCGAGGAAACGCUCAGCGAGGAAACGCUCAGCGAGGAAACGCUCAGCGAGGAAACAAUCAGCGAGGAAACGCUCAGCGAGGAAACAAUCAGCAAGGAAACAAUCAGCAAGGAAACUCCCAACGAGGGAAGUCUCAGCGAGGAGACUCUCAGCGAGGAAACUUUCAACAAGGAUUUCGUGAUAGAGGGGGAAGAGGCUCUGGACGCGGGUUUCGUGGACGCGGUUUUUAA
Orbilia oligospora ATCC 24927 is the source of this 1491-nucleotide messenger RNA. RefSeq lists its product as uncharacterized. The transcript has 2 exons. The record is from RefSeq and is a predicted model, not a curated record. NCBI's taxonomy places the organism in Eukaryota, Fungi, Ascomycota, Orbiliomycetes, Orbiliales, Orbiliaceae. The coding region runs from base 1 to 1491 and encodes 496 amino acids.